AUGGCAGACUCUUCCUCCGAACCUAAAAGACAUGUGUUGAUGAUCGAUAAUUACGAUUCCUUCACAUGGAAUCUAUACCAAUAUUUACAUCAAUCUAGUCGAUGUGGCAAAGUUGAUGUUUACAGAAAUGAUAAAAUAGACAUUGAAACCAUUGAAAACAAGAUCAAGCCCGAUAUAAUAUUCAUUUCACCAGGACCAGGACAUCCCUUAACUGAUUCUGGUAUAUCGCGUGAUGUAAUUAGACACUUCAAGGGGGAGUUACCUAUAUUCGGAGUUUGUAUGGGACAAGAAUGCAUCUUUGAUGUGUUUGGGGGUGAUGUUUCAUACGCUGGAGAAAUUGUUCAUGGUAAAACUACCACCAUCAAUCAUGAUGGAAAGGGGAUGUUUGAGGAUGUACCACAAUCAGUAGCAGUUACUAGAUACCAUUCACUUGCUGGUAGCGAAAAGACCUUACCUGAUGUUUUGGAAGUUACUGCAGUCACUGAAACAAAACCCGAGGUCAUCAUGGGAGUAAGACACAAGACGUAUACUAUUGAAGGUGUGCAAUUCCACCCUGAAUCCAUCUUGACAGAGUCAGGUCAGUUAAUGAUUGACAAUAUUUUAGGUGUACAUGGAGGAACAUGGGAGGAAAACAAGGCAUACAAGUUGAAGCAUAAACAAGUGGCCAAUAAAUCAUUUGCCAAAAAUGAAAAUAUUUUGACCACGAUAUACAGGAAAAGAAAAGAGGACUAUAAAGAGAUUGAGAAUUUACCUGGUCGUUCAUUCCACAAUUUGGAAGUUGCUUUAUCACUAGGUGUAGCUCCACCAGUGAUUAAUUUCUACGAACGCCUUAAAUACACUCAAGAAGUCCUUCGUCAAACCAUUAUAUUGUCUGAGUUUAAAAGAGCUAGUCCUUCGAAAGGGGACAUUAACAUUAAUGCACAUGCUGGAACUCAGGCUUUAACUUACGCCAUUAAUGGUUGUUCAACAAUUUCAAUCUUGACUGAACCAAACUGGUUCAAAGGCUCGCUUGAAGAUUUGUCAUUGAUUCGUAAGGUUAUCGAGGGUCCACAAACUGAAAAGGUGGCCAAUUAUAAACGACCAGCAGUGUUGAGAAAAGAAUUCAUCUUCAACAAGUAUCAAAUCUUGGAAGCUAGAUUAGCUGGAGCAGACACUGUUUUACUCAUUGUCAAGAUGUUGGAUGAUUUUGAUUUACUACAGGAGUUGUAUUCAUACUCAUUGGACUUGGGGAUGGUCCCCUUGGUUGAAGUCAAUGAUGAUAAGGAGUUGACACAAGCAUUGAAAUUGACUCACGACAAUGCUACUUCAGAACCAUUAAUUAUUGGAGUUAAUAAUCGUAACUUGACCAAUUUCAAUGUUGAUUUGGGAACUACUAGCUCUUUAGUUGAACAUGCAAAGGGUGAAAACAAUGGUAGAGAGGGCGAUGUUUUGGUUUUGGCAUUAUCUGGAAUCACUAGUGUUGAUGAUGUUAAAAAGUACAAGUAUGAGGAUAAUGUCGAUGGGUUCUUGAUUGGUGAAAGUCUAAUGAGAGCUGAAGCCAAUGGGAAAGCAGGUGAAUUUUUGCAUGAUUUGUGUACUUGCUAA
Molecule: messenger RNA, 1584 nt
Organism: Lodderomyces parapsilosis
Lineage: Eukaryota; Fungi; Ascomycota; Pichiomycetes; Serinales; Debaryomycetaceae
Gene: TRP3
Product: bifunctional anthranilate synthase/indole-3-glycerol-phosphate synthase
Exons: 1
Coding region: 1-1584 (527 amino acids)
Biological process (GO): L-tryptophan biosynthetic process
Cellular component (GO): cytosol
Molecular function (GO): indole-3-glycerol-phosphate synthase activity
Source: RefSeq, a predicted model, not a curated record